Molecule: messenger RNA, 615 nt
Organism: Arctia plantaginis
Lineage: Eukaryota; Metazoa; Arthropoda; Insecta; Lepidoptera; Erebidae
Source: the annotation of a GenBank genome assembly
AUGAAGACUGAAGACUACUACACGGACGAGGUGCUGAAGAAGAAGACUGAAGACUACUACACGGACGAGGUGCUGAAGAAGAAGACUGAAGACUACUACACGGACGAGGUGCUGAAGAAGAAGACUGAAGACUACUACACGGACGAGGUGCUGAAGAUGAAGACUGAAGACUACUACACGGACGAGGUGCUGAAGAUGAAGACUGAAGACUACUACACGGACGAGGUGCUGAAGAUGAAGACUGAAGACUACUACACGGACGAGGUGCUGAAGAAGAAGACUGAAGACUACUACACGGACGGGGUGCUGAAGAAGAAGACUGAAGACUACUACACGGACGGGGUGCUGAAGAUGAAGACUGAAGACUACUACACGGACGAGGUGCUGAAGAAGAAGACUGAAGACUACUACACGGACGAGGUGCUGAAGAAGAAGACUGAAGACUACUACACGGACGAGGUGCUGAAGAUGAAGACUGAAGACUACUACACGGACGAGGUGCUGAAGAUGAAGACUGAAGACUACUACACGGACGAGGUGCUGAAGAAGAAGACUGAAGACUUACUACACGGACUAGGUGCUGAAACGAAGACUACUACACGGACGAGGUGCUGA